CUAGUUGCAUCAUUGAAGAUGAAACAUUGGAUACUUUUAAGUGGAUUUAUGAAACACUGCUUGAGGAAACUAGUGUCAUUUCUAUGAUUUACAAACAAUUUACUGAAGGGAUACAAAGCACACAGAGAGUCGAAUCUAUUAAUAUGCAUAUACACAAAAAAGUUGAUCAUGCAACCUCACUGUAUAAUUUAUUAAUUAAUCUUAAAGAUUAUGAAAAUCAAGAAGAACAUUUGAUGAAAUUUGAGAUUCAGCGCAAUAUGCUUCCAUCUGUUGGUUUACCAAUGUUAAAUAGCUGUUUUUUCAGUCAAGUUAAUGAUAUAUUAAAGAAAUUUCUUACACCGAUUAUGCUUGGUAAACAGAGGGAUCAAAUGAAUGCAAGUGUCUGCUAUGAUUUUAUACAAGUUUAUAAUUGGCAUAGUUUAAUUGAGAAAGACAUUAAUAAUGAAGAAAUCGGGCUUUGGAUUAGAGAACAGGAUUAUGACACAAGACAAAUUUUAUUUACAUUUUUAAUUGAAUUAAUAUCAGAAGAAAUGAUUACUCAAGUCUGGCAUGUUUGUGCUACUGGAACUAUAGGGCAUGAUCCUAAUAUUACUCCAAAUGACCUUUUUCUUCAAAUGCCUGCGAUUUCUAUUUCUGUGCCUGUUCAACAAGAACCUAUGCCAUCCAAGACAAUUUAUGCGGAACUAUUUGGAUUAUCCAAAAAAGUAGUUGAUGUUGCGAUUAAAGCUAAUGCUUACAAAGAAUUAUCUGAGGUUUUAAAAAACUUUCUUUGUGAAACACAAAGCAAAGUAAAUGAUCAGCAACAAGAUAUAGAUAGUAUUAAUGUUAUUAAUUCAUCUAUCACAAAACACAAAAAACGUCCUCCUAAAAGAUUUAAAUCUGCCGUUGAGUCUAAAGGAAAGUAUCCAUUAAAAAAUAGUACACAACUUAAUAUAGUUAAUAAAAAUCCUAAUGAAAAUAAAAAGGGUUUAGAUUUUAAUAAAGGUCAGAAGUACAGUAAAUGUGGUCAAGCAGGUCAUUAUGCUAAAACUUGUACAAAAAAUGAAUAA
Messenger RNA from Cetraspora pellucida, 1049 nucleotides. The record is from the annotation of a GenBank genome assembly. NCBI's taxonomy places the organism in Eukaryota, Fungi, Glomeromycota, Glomeromycetes, Diversisporales, Gigasporaceae.